Messenger RNA from Haemonchus placei, 231 nucleotides. NCBI's taxonomy places the organism in Eukaryota, Metazoa, Nematoda, Chromadorea, Rhabditida, Trichostrongylidae. The record is from the annotation of a GenBank genome assembly.
AUGGAGGUAUCGGGAAAACCCCCUAAGCAAAAUGGAUAUGCCGCCGUUGGUUUCUCAAACGAUGAUAGAAUGGGAGAUGACAUGGUUGUGUUCUGCGCAAGACAAGAAGGCAAAGUGAUUGGUGGUUUGGCAAAACUAGGGAAGAAACCAACGGCAGUCAUAUUGGAUAACUCUGGUGUUCAAGAAGUCACGCUUAUAGCUGAUGAAAAUGGAGUGAUAUACUGUGCGAUA